Adelges cooleyi (spruce gall adelgid) is the source of this 1936-nucleotide messenger RNA. RefSeq names its product denticleless protein homolog B (gene l(2)dtl). Gene Ontology annotation, biological process: proteasome-mediated ubiquitin-dependent protein catabolic process; mitotic G2 DNA damage checkpoint signaling. Lineage: Eukaryota; Metazoa; Arthropoda; Insecta; Hemiptera; Adelgidae. Gene Ontology annotation, molecular function: protein-macromolecule adaptor activity; protein binding. The transcript has 9 exons. Gene Ontology annotation, cellular component: nucleus. Bases 348 to 1880 code for a protein of 510 amino acids. The record is from RefSeq and is a predicted model, not a curated record.
UUAAUAUAAAACAAAUAACAUACAUUUAUAUUAAUUAAAAUUUACAAUAUAUAAUUUUGUUUUUACAUAUUAUAUUUAAAUGUUUCAAAUUAUUAAUUUGGCAAGUGAAAUACGGUUAAUGACGACAAGUCACAGGUUCUACUUGCUUAUGAAUGAUUCUACAUAAUCUAAUAUGGAUAAGAAUCGUUAUCGUCGUAUAUUUAUUUAUUUAUUUAGUUCCCGGUCGAAAAUUUAAAAUGGUCAGAUUGUUUGCUAUAAUAUUUCAAUCAAAAUCGAUGUAACUGAAUAUUAAUAUAUUGAUGUAACUUAAUGACUAAUGAAUAUAAUAUAUAUUAAUUAACAUAGCCAUGGAUCCAACUAACAUACUCAUCCGCUUAGAAAAAAGACUACUUGGUUAUGGUGGUUUCAGAAAAAAUAUAUUUGAUUUAUAUAUAGAAAAACUAGACUGUGCUCCUGAUAGCUUGAAAUUAUGUGAUAUUGGAAAUACAUUUGCCUGUAGAUUUAGUCGAAAUCAAAACAAUUUACACAUCUUAGCAUGUUCAACAGAACAUGGAGAAAUAGUAGUGCAAAAUACUAUUAAACAUUCUGAUUUUCCUUACUCACAAUUUAAGAAAAAUUUAGUGCACGAUAAUGCUAUUUUUAAUUUUGCAUGGGCUGAACCUAAAAUGAAAUUAAUUACAGCAUGUGGUGAUCAAACAUCAAAGUUGUGUAAUUUAGAUCCUUCUGGACACCUUGUUACGGAAAAAGAAUUCUUUUACAAUUCAUCAGUUAAAAGUGUUAUGUUUUGCCCUGGAAGCACAGAUGUCUUUUGUGGUGGAUGUCAAGAUGGCUUUAUCAAAAUUUGGGAUGCUCGUAGGAAUAGUAACAGCAGUGUUUUAAAUUUUGAUCAUCAAAUACCUAAUGCGCACACUGUACCUUGUUUCAUAAGAAAAAAAAAGAAAUCUAGAAAAGCAGUUGGAGUAUCUUGCGUCAUAUUUAAAAACGACCAUACAGUGUUAUCUUGUUCCAGCAUGGAUCCAUAUAUAAAAGUCUGGGAUACACGAAAAAGUUAUCGACAAGUUACAGGAAUUAUAGAACCUGUCCCAUUAUUAAAAUAUUCUCAUGAAAAUAUAUAUGGACUUCUAAACUCAGGUUAUGUAGAUAUGGUAACUAAUCCUUUACUUACUCAUUUAUACGCAAGUGGUAUUGACAAUGUAAUUUAUUGCUAUCCAUUGGAUAGUACUACUAAUACAGAUUUAAUUUGCAAGUAUUCUGGACACGAAGAUGAAACAUGCUACUCCAAAAUUAGUAUAAGUAAUGAUGGCCGAUAUUUAUUUAGUGGUUGCAAAGAGCAAAAUGGUGUUAUAUGGCUUACAGAUUUUCCAUACAUAGAGAAACCCGUAUAUGCUAUAAUGGAUGAUCCAACAGAUUCAAAAGCUGAGUUCAGUAACUCAGACUGGUGUGCUGAUAAUGCUUGUCUUAAGUUUGCUGCAAGCGCUGAUUCAAUGCCCCUAAUUUGGUCAACAUCCAAUUCUCAGUGUAAUAAUAAAUCUUUAUCAAUGAGAUUUACUAAGACAUCAGCACAUAAAUCAAAGUUAUUGUCUUCAAAUAACCGUACUGUUCCUAUUAAACUUUUAGAAUCUAUUAAACUACAAACAGAAGAAGAUAUGAAAGACUGGGAUACUUGGAAUCCGUUACCAAGUGUAAAAGUGUUGGAAAAAACUCCAAAAAAAAUGAAUCCUGUUGCCAAAAAACAAACUCCAACGUCUGGUAAAAAACGUAAACAAAGUCUGGCAUCAUCUCCUAAUAAUUUAAUCGACCAGUAUUUCACUAAAGAAAUGCCACAUAAUAAGCGAAGUAAAUUAGAAGCAAUAUUUGAAAAUGAUAGUUCUAGUGUAUAAACCAACUUGUACAUUUUUUAUGUAUAAAUAUAAAAAAAAAUUUUCUUAAUAGAUAA